AUGCCUCGAAGACGAGGGUCUAAAGGAAAGGCAGGACCUUCCAAGCCAAAACGUGCUUCGAAAUCCGAUGCGUCCAUGAAGAAAUGGAACACGGCUGACGACAUUCCGUUGGACGAAGUUGACGAAUUUCAUUCCAACCGGGAUAAGAUUCUGCUUGAUGGCGAUGGGGAUGACUACAUGGACGGUGACGAGGACGAUGAGGUUUUCGCUCUGAAGGGCGUCGAGGAUGAAGAUUCUGAUGAAGAGGAGGACGAAGAAGCAGAACUCGGAUACGAUGAUGACGAGGACAUGGAAGAUAUCCCAGAGCCUCCUAAGGAGAAGAAGAAGGGGAAGAAGAAGGCUAAAGGGAAGGGGGAAAUCUCUUCAGAUGAAGAGGAAGAGCAGGAACCAGAGGAGGAGAGUUGGGGGCGAGGAAAGGCUGCGUACUACAAUUCGAAUGCCGACGAACUGGAUUCAGAUGAUGAAGAGGGUCAUGAACUUGAGGAGCAGGAAGCAAAGAGGCUGCAGAACAAGGCUCGCGAGCAUAUGACAGACGAUGACUUUGGUUUGAACGACAUUGUCGAAAUCCAAAAGGACGAUAUCGAUAUGAUAUUGGAGGAGCCUGCAGCACCCCCAGUCGUUGCCCCUCUCCCUACAGAACCACAAGAAAUAAUUCGACACUUGGAGAAGACCAAUCCCGAAGCACUUGCUUUGGCCAGGGAUUGGGAGGACACUGCCGAGCAAUUGAUUCAUACCGAACAAAAAAUCAAACAGGUCGAGGCUGAAACUCCCGAUGCAUUGAGCUUAGGGAUGCUUCAUCUCCACUAUCAAACGCUUCUCUCCUACACCACUGUCCUGGCCUUCUAUAUCCACCUGCGGGCGAUGCCCAAGUACGCUCAAAAGCCAUCGUUGCUGCAGUCACAUCCCAUCAUGAAACGCCUCCUCACCCUCAAACAAGCCCUUAUUACCAUGGAAGACCUGGACUUCACCAUGUCAGACGAUGAAGAAGACGAGUUCGACGACGACAUGGACGCUGUAAACAUGAAGUGGGAUGAUAUCCUUCAGGAUGGAGAGCAGCUCUGGGACAAAGUCAAGAAACGCGGCUUGGAACAGGACGAAUUGGCGGAACUACUUCGUGAAGCAGAAGAGGCCGCCGAUCUGUUGCCUAGGAAAGCCAAGAAGGAGAAGAAGGAGAAGUCAAAAGAAAAGGAGGAGCCUCCGAAGAAGAAACGCAAAGUUCAGAAGGACGACUCCGAAUCUGCUCCCGUCUUCGACCUCGUGGAACCUGAGUUUGUGUCGACAAGUAAAUCGAAAGCAAGUUCUUCGAGACCAGCACUCGUCGAUGAUUCAUACGGAGAGGCACAGUUCCUGCAACACUCAGAUGCUGCAGAUAAAGCUGCCAGGAAGAAAUCGCUUCAGUUCCACACAUCCAAGAUUGAGAGCGCCAGUGCUCGUCGCCAAUCUGCCAGGAACCAAGCCAUUGGCGGUGACGACGAUAUCCCGUAUCGGGAACGAGCGAAAGAAAAGGCGCUGCGACUGGAGAGAGAGGCCAAGAAACGGCUGGAGAGACAAGGUGGCGCAGACUUGGACGAUGUCGACCCUGAGCCGCCCUCAGGGAAACGACCAUUCCAGGACGACUCUGAUGACGACAGUGAGAGUGACGGUGGUAACGAUUAUUACGAACUCGUCAAGAAGAAGUCGAAGGAAAAGAAAGAGAAAAAGAAGGCGGAGUACGAGGCUGCAAGGGCUGCAGAAAAGUUCCAAGUGGAGGAGGAGGACGCUUCUGGUCCUCGUUCGCUGACAAGGGCAAUCCUCAAGAACAAGGGUUUGACCCCACAUCGCUCAAAGGCCGUUCGCAACCCCCGUGUCAAGAAGAGGCAGAAGUACGAGCAGGCAAAGAAGAAGCACGCCUCACAAAAGGCCGUGUACAAGGGUGGUGUUGCGGAAACGAAGGGAAGAUACGACGGAGAACGAUCUGGUAUCUCCAAGGUUAUCAAGAGUACUCGCUUGGGAUAA
Molecule: messenger RNA, 1995 nt
Organism: Coprinopsis cinerea okayama7#130
Lineage: Eukaryota; Fungi; Basidiomycota; Agaricomycetes; Agaricales; Psathyrellaceae
Exons: 6
Coding region: 1-1995 (664 amino acids)
Biological process (GO): maturation of SSU-rRNA from tricistronic rRNA transcript (SSU-rRNA, 5.8S rRNA, LSU-rRNA)
Cellular component (GO): nucleolus; small-subunit processome
Source: RefSeq, a predicted model, not a curated record